AUGAAAUUGCAGAGAAAUUCACGAAAUCAACUAUUUUACUUUACACCUGCAUUCAUUCUCUUGUUAUUCAUUAUUUUUUGCUUGACCCCAAGGACUCUUACAUUGUCUUCGCCGAGCCAGUUAGCAACGACGCAUCAAGGAUCGGGGGAGGAAGAGCCAGAAGCUAAUAAUGUUUCUGAGGACCCAAAUUACUGUGCUGUACGUUUUCGAAGAUCUCAUUACCUUUAUAAAGCCUUUCCUUCAGGUCUCAUUAGUGAUGCCUGCUGUGAUUAUGAAACCGUGGAUCGAAUUAAUGCAGAUAUUUAUCCAAAACUACAUGAGCUCAUAAAAACCGACUUUUUCAAAUACUACAAGCUUAAUUUAUUUAAAGAAUGUCCUUUUUGGAUUGAAAAUGGCCAAUGUAUGAAUCGUGCUUGUUCAGUAGAAACUAUGGAUAAGACUGACAUACCGGACAUUUACAAGAGUGAUGUGCUUGGUGCAUUAAAGACUUCACCUGCCGGUCCGCUUUUUCAGCCUUUUGAAAAAUGCGAAUUCACGGACCGAGAUUUUUGUGUGGUCGAGGAUGAAAACGAUGGUGUCUUUGUCAAUCUACAAGACAAUCCUGAACGAUUCACCGGCUAUGCUGGACCAUCUGCCGGUCGAGUCUGGAAAUCGAUAUAUGAAGAAAACUGUUUUAAUAUCGUGCACCAACUGGACCCGUCACGCAAAAACAAAAUUUCUCACACUUCAUCAAUAAGCAAAAAUCAGUUAUCGAAUAUAAUGUCAAGCAUUGAUCAAAAUGAUGAUGAAAACGACAGUGAUGAUGUCUGUUUUGAAAAAAGAGUUUAUUACCGUUUGAUAUCAGGACUCCACUCUUCUAUAUCUAUACAUAUAUGUGAUGAAUAUCUAAACCAAACCACCGGAGAAUGGAGACCGAACCUUGAUUGUUUUAUUUCUCGUAUCGGCUCUCACCCAGAACGAAUUCAAAAUGUUUACUUCAACUACGUUGUUCUCUUACGAGCAAUCUCAAAGUUGUCUCCCUAUUUAAGGGGAUACGAAUUUUGCGCAGGCGGUGGCAGGGAUGAAGAUACAAAAGUAAAGAAUAUGGUCACCGAGCUUACGAAUGCUGCAGUAUCUUGUCACGGAACCUUUGAUGAGAAAUUAAUGUUUGCUUCUGACGAAUCUCGAUUAUUAAAAGAGGAAUUCAAAAAUCACUUUAGAAAUGUCUCUCGUAUAAUGGAUUGUGUUGGAUGUGAUAAAUGCCGAUUAUGGGGAAAAUUGCAAAUAUCUGGUGUUGGCACAGCAUUAAAAGUUCUUUUUUCAUACGAUGAUCAAUAUCUUAAUCCAUCUUCGAAUCCAAAUCUACUAACUCGAACCGAAAUCGUAGCUCUUUUCAACACAUUUAAUCGAUUUUCCGAGAGUAUCAUUGCAAUAAAACGAUUCCGAAAACUGUAUCACGAACGUGUGAAAGCUCAAACUAAAGACCAUACUGAUGACAUAACUACUACUGCAACUACAACUUCCGCCUCCACGAAAACAAAUAACACGUCACAGCAACCUACGCAACUUACGGCGCAUCACCACAUUAUCGAAUUCGUAUCCUCACUUAAAGAUAUCAUCAUUCCAUACGCGAAAAGUUUGUCAACCUUCAUAAUUCGCCAACUCGAACAUUGGCAUAUUCCCAUGCCGUCUGGGAUCUCAGUCAUAGAUUAA
Molecule: messenger RNA, 1692 nt
Organism: Ambispora gerdemannii
Lineage: Eukaryota; Fungi; Glomeromycota; Glomeromycetes; Archaeosporales; Ambisporaceae
Source: the annotation of a GenBank genome assembly